UCAGCGGGGUCGUAUAAGAGGCGGCCGGCGAGCUGCGCCUGCAAACCUGCCUGAGCCGAACCUGGAGGACGUUCUGUCUGCGCCGAGCCGAAGAAGACGCUGCGCUGGACGACAUGCUGUUCUGUCACCCCCAACCCGAGCCCUACCACCACAACUCCAGCUGCUACAUCAGAGACACUCUGGCUCCUUUCCUGAAGAACGAAGAAGCUCGGCUUCUGGCUGAAAAUGGCGCCAAACGGACGCCGUUUCAGUACGUUCUGUGCACCGCCACGUCGCCGGCCGUCAAGCGGCAGGACGAGACCCUGACUUACCUGAACCAAGGUCAGUCCUACGAAAUCCGCAUGCUUAACAGAAAACUAGUGGAGUAUUCAGAUAUAAGCAGCAAAUAUGUGAAGAGCAUCGUGCGCGUAGUGUUUCACGACCGCCGGCUGCAGUACAUGGAGCACCAGCAGCUGGAGGGAUGGAGGUGGAACAGACCCGGAGACCGAAUCUUGGAUAUAGACGUCCCGCUCUCGGUGGGGGUUCUGGAGCCUCACGCGGACCCUCUGCACCUCAACACCAUCGAGUUCCUCUGGGAUCCUCAGAAGAACGCCUCUGUCUUCAUCCAGGUGAACUGCAUCAGCACCGAGUUCACCCCCAGGAAGCAUGGCGGGGAGAAGGGGGUCCCUUUUCGGAUCCAGGUGGACUCCUUCUCCACCAACGACCACGGGGAGUACUUGGAGCACGUCCACUCCUCCAGCUGCCAGGUCAAGGUCUUCAAGCCCAAAGGAGCGGAUCGUAAACUGAAGACGGACCGGGAGAAGAUGGAGAAGAAGAACCCUCAGGACAGAGACAAGUACCAGCCGUCCCACGAGACCACCCUGCUCAGAGAGUGCUCGCCGUGGCCCGAUGCCCUGAUCCUUACGAGCCACAGCUGCACCAGCACCCCGUCACCCGUUUACCACAGCUCACCAACAACCUGCAGUUUCCCUGAUGGCAACUGUUCUCCAAACCAGCAAGGGGAGGUGUUCAUGCCUGGCUGCUCUGAUCGUCUCCUGCCGUCGUCCUCGCUGCAGGACACUCAGCAGUGGCUGCACCGUCACAGGUUCGCGGCUUUCUCAAGGCUCUUCUCCAGCUUCACAGGAGCAGAUCUGUUGAGGAUGAGCAGAGAGGAUCUAAUCCAGAUCUGUGGUCCGGCUGAUGGAAUUCGCUUCUUCAACACCAUGAAGAGAAGGUCAAUACAACCCUGCCUGACCAUCUAUGUGUGCCAGGCGCUGAGCAGAGGUCAAACCAACAUCAAACCAGGAGGAGGUGAGGUUUACCACGCUCUGUAUUUGGAGGAGCGGACUCUGAUGGACCUGUCUGAAAAGAUCGCCGUCCUCUACAACAUCACUCCACAACAAAUCGCACAUAUCUACAGAAAGAACAGCUCCGGGAUUCACGUCUUAGUUUCUAAUGAGAUGGUACAGAACUUCAGGGAUGAAGCGAGUUUCAUAAUCAGCACAAUAAGAGGUGAAAACACAGACGGGUACCACAUAGUGUUGAACUAA
This is a messenger RNA of Nematolebias whitei (Rio pearlfish), 1529 nucleotides long. RefSeq names its product transcription factor CP2-like 1 (gene tfcp2l1). Gene Ontology annotation, cellular component: nucleus. The transcript has 16 exons. Gene Ontology annotation, molecular function: RNA polymerase II cis-regulatory region sequence-specific DNA binding; DNA-binding transcription activator activity, RNA polymerase II-specific. The coding region runs from base 114 to 1529 and encodes 471 amino acids. The record is from RefSeq and is a predicted model, not a curated record. NCBI's taxonomy places the organism in Eukaryota, Metazoa, Chordata, Actinopteri, Cyprinodontiformes, Rivulidae. Gene Ontology annotation, biological process: regulation of transcription by RNA polymerase II.